CUCGCAAGAGCUAAGGUCGGUUUGUCGCAGAGCCCACUUUCACAUGCCGACAGUCAUAGCUCGGGGAGCGGAGAAGGGAGAGUCAGCGAAUCCUUGCCGCACCUCCUCCUCGCCUACAGAGUACAUCAUCCCAUAUCACCAUCAAGCUUGCAAGCUAUUAAGAGCUCUUUAAGCUGUCCUCUUCCAGCCCAGAACAGAUUCAUCAGUCUCUCAGCAGAAACUCUGAAUGGAUGGUUCUGCAUCCCAAAGCGGGAGCGGAUUUCGAUCCCGCCGCUCAUAUCCCUCGCUAAAUCAUGUUUCGCUCGCACCAUUGACAAAUCGGUUCCCCAUCGACGACGACACAGAGCCAGAGGACUAUUUCUCACCACGAGAUGAGCGACCUGCCGACACAACGACCCGGACAUCCUAUCUCUCAAGCUUUUCCGUCCCAGGCACCCCGGGCGUUCUCUCGUAUUCCCGCAGCGGAUCCCGAGUCCGUCUGCACUCCCGAAGCAAGAGCUCAAGUCGUAUCCAUCGCAGCGACAGCAGCCUGCAGAGCCAGGACGACGCACAACCCCUGCACCAUCACCAACAUGCACACGGAUCCAAGAAGAAGCACACAUCCUCGUCGCGGCAUCAGCCGUCCGAGUCAGCCGGACGCCGCGAUGCAGAAUGGAUGCUUCGGGCCGGGAUCGCGCUCGCUUCGUCCACGCGAGAGGAAAAAGGACAGAGCUGGCUCGUGAAGCGCGAGAGUUCGACCAGUCUCGUUUCGGAAACAAAUCUCGACAGCCCGGUUCUGGCCCGCCGGCCGAGAUCCGGGAGGUCUACGCCGGCCGCGCAUUCGAGAUGGGGAUCCCGUGCGGCAAGUCGAAGGAACAGCAGACCCGAUCUGGCUAUGACGAGCCUCGAUACGCUGGCCACUAGAUCAGGAUCGAAUGCUCAUGACUCGGCCGGUCACGACGAGGAGACACGCCAUUUCGUCCCUGACUUUGUGGAUGAGCGUAUCCGUGCCGAGAUGGCAUCCAUCCAGCAAUUUGAGGACGGGUAUGCCUCGGCCUCGGACGAGGAGUCCGACUCGGAGGACGAGAUCGACGAGCAGGAACUGCAGCGUUUGACUCGGGAGCGAGGAUUCGGUCUGGGCAGUUGGAUCGAUCGGAUGGUCGAGUGGACACUAUUCGGUGUCGAGGAUCUACCUCUUUCUGCAAAUGUCCAGUCCGCCCAGCCAGCAAAGCAUUCCGACGCAUCCCCAGACGACAAUAAUGCCCGCGAUGAUCACUCUUCUGCGGCUGAAUUGACCGACGACAACGCUAGCGUGUCGGCUGACGAAUCUAUAGCUUCGACCGUGGUAGAGAAGCCAGGGGAGAAUGGAGGCUGGGAGGAUGCAGGGUGGUUUCUCCGUGUCAUGAAGCGUGCACUAUCAUGAGUCUUACAAAGCGCCAUUUCCACAUUGUGCAAUUUUUGUCAUGCAUUGCUUCUUUUUCUCAACUCGAGCAUCACGCAUAAUUCUCGAGAAUAUGACUACAAACUUGGCUUCUAGAUAAUCUGGAGUACCCUCGUUUACUUUUAACAUUGAUCCGCACUCAUCUAAACCAAUAAUCAACCAAGAUUCUGCAGAUUCAUUCUGAAUAAAUACAUGGCUAAUAUUACAACCUCUCCACGGUCAUUUCCGUUCU
Messenger RNA from Aspergillus novofumigatus IBT 16806, 1652 nucleotides. Its product is annotated as DUF3984 domain-containing protein. Bases 227 to 1402 code for a protein of 391 amino acids. NCBI's taxonomy places the organism in Eukaryota, Fungi, Ascomycota, Eurotiomycetes, Eurotiales, Aspergillaceae. The transcript has 2 exons. The record is from RefSeq and is a predicted model, not a curated record.